AUGUCUGCUCCAGUCGGACCUGUUCUUCAGCAGCUCACACAGCUACCUGCUCGCUCCAGACAAGGCCUAAACAAUUUACGUCAGAGACUCUUCCAGCAGGGUGAGAAGCCAAAGCGGGAUCCUAAAAUCCUCCUUACCUCUUUUACACUUCAUCGACCUGUCUGGGUGACUGCCGGCGGCGGUUUGUACACCAGUCUGGUUGGGGUUUACCUCACAAUGCGUGCUUUUCGCCAUAUUCGGUAG
Penicillium taxi is the source of this 243-nucleotide messenger RNA. RefSeq lists its product as uncharacterized. Bases 1 to 243 code for a protein of 80 amino acids. The transcript is spliced from 2 exons. The record is from RefSeq and is a predicted model, not a curated record. NCBI's taxonomy places the organism in Eukaryota, Fungi, Ascomycota, Eurotiomycetes, Eurotiales, Aspergillaceae.